This is a messenger RNA of Cannabis sativa, 1673 nucleotides long. RefSeq lists its product as uncharacterized. The transcript has 4 exons. The coding region runs from base 831 to 1283 and encodes 150 amino acids. NCBI's taxonomy places the organism in Eukaryota, Viridiplantae, Streptophyta, Magnoliopsida, Rosales, Cannabaceae. The record is from RefSeq and is a predicted model, not a curated record.
AGUGUAUCAAAAUGCAGUAAAUUGAAAACAAAAGAAGUUAAGUUCAGAGUGAUUUAAACUUCAAUAUAUAUUCAUUAACAAGUUUGUUAAUAUAUAUUACUGGUUUUGCUGUCUCAUUUAGUUAUUUCACUAAAAAAAAUUUCAUGCAGCUAUAGAAUUAGGUGUCUUAGUAACUCUAUACCCUUUUGCUUAAGGAAUUUUAUUUAUUUAUGUUCUAAAGAAUAAAUAAUGCAUAAUUACAUAAAAAAAAAAAAAAAAAAAAAAAAAACUAGUCCAUAGUAAUAUAAUACUUUAUUCUAGCUAAAGAAAAAGAAGAGUAUAAUGAAAUAAUAUAAUGAUGUAGUUCAAUUAGGGACAAUGAAGAUUUCAUUAAUGAUGAUGAUGAGGAAAUUGUCAAUGAUGAUGUAGAUGAUAUUGAUGUAGUUAUAUCUUAGUAGUGAUAAUGAUGUAGUUCAAUAUUGUUCUAGUGAUGAUUCUGAUUAAUUAGUUGUAAUUUUGUAGAUGUUUUUAAUAUAUUAAACUCUUAAUUUUUGUCAUAUUUGUUAUUGCUUCAAAUUUAAUUAUUUCAAUAUAUAUGCAUAUAAAGUUAUGUUGCUCGAUCCCAUGAUGGAGAUGGUGGGAGUCAACCUCCCCCAAGCCUUAGUAGGAUACCCACAACGUGUGAGCGCAAGCGAAGAAAACAAGAUCAAAGUCUAAAUCGCUAAAUUUGGAGGAGGCCUUUGAGAAUAAUAAACGAAAACCUCUUUGAGGUCACUUUUGAUGUAAAAGGUAGAACAUUGAAAGCUGUUGGUGAUAAUGGAAAAUUAUUUAUUAGGCUUAUAGGAAACAUUAUGGGAUUUAAUGUCCCUCCAUAUUAUGGUUGUUGGGAAAAUAUUCCUAAGGCGUACAAGAUGCCAAUACCACCCAAAUUUGGUGAAUAUUUUCACUUGGAUCGCAGUUGGCCUUACUGGCACGAAGUACUUUCUAGUAUCGAUAACGAGUGUAAGAGACGUUACAAAGACCGAAAAUCAAGGCACAAACAACACUUUAAGGAUGUUGGUGGUUAUGAUGAUGUGGAGAAAGCUAAAAAAAUCCACCAGAAGGACAAGAUGCUGCAACAUGGGAUAUAUAAAUUAAUUUCUCAUUUUUUGAAUCCAAAACACAUAGAAAGAUCAAAGAAAAAUAUUGCAAAUAGAGCAAAGUAUUUGUAUCCCAGUCUCCAGGGUUCAUCAUCUUAUGCUAAUCACAGAUAUAAAAGGAUGAAUCAAGAGACUAAAGAAUUGCCUGGCAUAAUCGACACUUAGCAUGACAUGCACCAUAGGACUAAUGGAGAAUGGGUUAAUGAUAUUGCUAGGGCUCAUUAUGUAAGUUAUUAUUUUAGGUUUUUCUUUAAUAUAUCAAUUGUAACUAUAUUAAUUAUUUCUCUAUUAAAAUGUAGGAAAAAUUAUGUGAAGAAAGAACAACUCAGACACAAAAUACUUUACCUCACUACAAGAAAAAGUGUUUUUGUCGGCGCAUUUCGUGACAUGCGCCGGUAAAAGUUGUCGAGACUACCAAAAUUGUGGAAUUCCAAAUUUAUUUUGGGUUUACUUUUGCCGGUACAUUUGUGUGCCGGUAAAACAUAGCAAUGCUGGCGUAGUCAAGUUAAAUGCGCCGGUACCAUUAGGCGCGAGAAUUUGCCGCCUUUGAUUUCA